CCCCACCCCACCCCACGCCUUUGGUAGGGGGGUAGAGUAGUAGAAGUAGAACUAGUAUAGAGAGCACACACCCAAAACCAAAACCAAAACCAAAAGCCAAAACCAAAAACCAUGUCAGCCCUUGUGCUCAAAAUGACCACAGCAACCUCUCCUAUAAAACCCCACCCCCAAAAUCUCCUCCUCCCCAAUUGGGUCCGCCCUCGUUCUCUCUCUCGCUCCUCCUUCACAACCACCCACCACCCAACAACCCUCCAGACCCAAACCCAAAAUCAGAAUCGCAAAUACAAGUGGUGGAGGAUAGCACCACCACUACCCUCACCCUCCUCGACUCCCCUGCUUGGGCCCAGAUUCCGCGGCCCAUAUAAAUGCCUGGCCAUUUAUCCCUCCUCUUCAUCUGCUAGCGGCGGUCGCUCCGAGAAUCAAGGAGAGGGUGGUCUUAUGGCCGAUAUGGGUUCCCAGAAUCAUAAAGGCCAUGAGUGGUUCGACGGCAAAUUGUACGCUGAUAAAGACGGAUUGCUUUCCCCUAAUCACGAUGCCCAAUCAACGCCGCCUCAUCAAUCCCCUAAAUUGCUCACCUUGCCCACCAUUCUCACCCUCGGCCGCGUCGCCGCCGUCCCCGUUCUCAUCAGCACUUUCUAUGUGGAUAGUUGGUUGGGAAAAACUGCUACAACAAGUAUAUUCAUAGCUGCAGCGAUUACCGACUGGCUUGAUGGCUAUCUUGCUCGCAAGAUGAGGUUAGGGUCGGCUUUUGGUGCAUUUCUGGAUCCAGUCGCUGAUAAGCUCAUGGUUGCUGCUACACUGGUUUUAUUGUGCUCCAGACCUCAAGAUGUUGCUGCAUUUGGGCAAGUGCCAUGGCUGUUGGUUGUUCCUUCAAUUGCCAUAAUAGGUAGAGAGAUAACCAUGUCUGCAGUUAGAGAAUGGGCUGCUUCUCAGAACGCCAAGCUUUUAGAGGCUGUUGCUGUAAAUAACUUGGGAAAGUGGAAAACAGCCACACAGAUGAUCGCACUAACUAUCCUCUUGGCCACCCGAGAUAGCAGUCUUGGAGGGCCAGAGUUUGUAGUAGCCUCUGGGGUUGUUCUGCUUUAUAUAUCAGCAGGGCUUGCUGUAUGGUCUUUAGCUGUGUAUAUGAGCAAGAUAUGGAAAGUACUGCUGAGGUAGCCAGUGGUGCUGCUGCUCUAUCUUCUUACGGAUAUACAUCUCAUCUGAGCAAUCAUUUCAAAUGCGAAGAACUACUUGUCAGUGCUCUGUACAUGAACCCAUUGAUGACCGUUAUCGCACAUUGGAGCAGCAUUUUGCUGAUAGUUGAUGAAGGAGGAUAACAUUAUUGCUAAAGUUCCUGCAGUAUUAAGUAAAUUUCAUAUUUCGGGGUGGGUAGUGUCAUUGUGUUUUAGUGGCUGCCCUCAACGACUUUAUAUUCUCACUGCUGUCAGGUUGGUCUGAUUUUUUGGGAUAAUAUUCGGGAUACAGAUGUUGAAACAAACUUUCCUCACAUUACACAGUUUGGUUCAAUUCUUUUAUCAGCCCAUUUAUUUGCAAGAUGUUGGUUCUUUGAAGCCGGGGUGAGGCUGGGGGGUGCAUUAUUAAUUCAUUUGCUGCUGAAGUUUGGUGUUGGAGAUGGUUUAUGCUUGUUGAUUUUUUUUUAAAGUGUAAACCUAAAUUACAAAGAAACAGCUUUUUUAGUUCCUCUUAGUUGUUUACUUUUAUAUCCUUGGAGAAACAUUUUCACUUUUUUUUCUAGGUC
Molecule: messenger RNA, 1741 nt
Organism: Rosa chinensis
Lineage: Eukaryota; Viridiplantae; Streptophyta; Magnoliopsida; Rosales; Rosaceae
Product: CDP-diacylglycerol--glycerol-3-phosphate 3-phosphatidyltransferase 2
Exons: 7
Coding region: 112-1158 (348 amino acids)
Biological process (GO): glycerophospholipid biosynthetic process
Cellular component (GO): chloroplast envelope; membrane
Molecular function (GO): CDP-diacylglycerol-glycerol-3-phosphate 3-phosphatidyltransferase activity
Source: RefSeq, a predicted model, not a curated record